AUGGCCACGGUAUUGGGCCCAUCGUCCAUAAACGAGCUGAAAUUUACACCGUGGGCAACUGUGAAUAAGGCGCUAGGUCUUAUGUGGAAUACCGAUUACGGUUGUGUUUCCAUUCCCAGUAAAAACAUUCAAAAGGCCACUAACAGGGUCACGAGGCUGCUAUCCAGCAGCACUACCAUGAAGACGUCAAUCCUCAAGGUCUUGGGAAGCCUUCGACACGUAGCAAGCUGCUCUUGGCCCGCUCGAGCCUUCUUCCAGCAACUUCAAGCCAGUGUUAAUACGUUACCGCGAUUUGGUCAGCGAAGGCUCCCCACUGCAGCACGAGAUGACUUACGAUGGUUUCGCGCCGUCCUUCAUCAUCCGGAGAGCUUUAACUCCAUACCUGUAGCCCUGUUUGCAGAUUCAUCCGAUCCGGUGGUUCACGUCUUCAUGGGCAAGCGGUGA
Messenger RNA from Phytophthora nicotianae INRA-310, 444 nucleotides. RefSeq lists its product as hypothetical. Bases 1 to 444 code for a protein of 147 amino acids. The record is from RefSeq and is a predicted model, not a curated record. NCBI's taxonomy places the organism in Eukaryota, Oomycota, Peronosporomycetes, Peronosporales, Peronosporaceae. The transcript has a single exon.